Messenger RNA from Fukomys damarensis (Damara mole-rat), 927 nucleotides. RefSeq names its product olfactory receptor 2F1. The transcript has a single exon. Gene Ontology annotation, biological process: G protein-coupled receptor signaling pathway. NCBI's taxonomy places the organism in Eukaryota, Metazoa, Chordata, Mammalia, Rodentia, Bathyergidae. Gene Ontology annotation, molecular function: olfactory receptor activity; G protein-coupled receptor activity. The annotation marks the transcript as partial. The record is from RefSeq and is a predicted model, not a curated record. Gene Ontology annotation, cellular component: membrane.
AUGGGCCUGGACAAUUUCAACCAGACAUGGGUGAGCGAAUUCAUUCUCCUGGGGUUGUCCAGUGACUGGGCCACUCAAGUCUUCCUCUUCGUCCUCAUCCUGGUCAUGUACUUAAUAACUAUGGUGGGGAAUUCCCUCAUUCUCCUCAUCAGGCUGGACAGCAGGCUCCACACCCCAAUGUACUUCUUCCUCAGCGUUCUGUCUUUGGUGGACAUUUGCUAUGCAAACAGUGUUGUCCCCCAAAUGCUGGCCCACUUCCUCUCAGCCCCAAAGCGCAUCCCAUUCCAUGGUUGCGUGCUCCAGCUCUGGGCUUCCCUGGCAUUAGGUGGUUCUGAAUUCUUCCUUUUGGGGGCCAUGGCCUAUGACCGCUAUGUGGCAGUGUGCCACCCACUGCACUACACAACUAUCAUGCAUGGAGGACUAUGCCUGGCAUUGUCUGCCAGCUGCUUGCUGGCUGGUUUCUCCAAUUCACUAAUGGAAACAAUCAUUACUUUCCAGCUCCCCCUGUGUCACAAUGUCAUUAAUCACUUUGCCUGUGAGACUCUAGCAGUGCUUCGGCUGGCCUGUGUGGACAUCUCCUUCAACAAGGUCAUGGUGGCCUUCUCAGGAUUUGUAGUGAUCGUACUUCCUUGUAUCCUGGUCCUGCUUUCCUAUGCUCGGAUAGUUGCUGCCAUUUUGCACAUUCGCUCUGCUAAGGGACGCCACAAAGCCUUUGGGACCUGCGCUUCUCAUCUCACUGUGGUUUGCAUGUGUUUUGGAGCUACCAUCUUUACCUACCUGGGGCCACGCUCUGCCUCCUCUGUGAAGAAAGAGAAGAUGGUUGCUCUGUUUUACACGGUGGUAGCUCCCAUGUUGAACCCCUUGAUCUACAGCCUGAGAAAUAAGGAUGUUAUUGCUGCUCUCCAAAAAAUAUUAGAGAAAUUCAGA